AUGUCCCCUCACAACGACGCACCAUCUCCCGCCGGCAGCUUCACCCAAGGAUUUCACAACAUGUCAUUUAGACCAGUGGCUGGCUCUGGCCUCCGAAAUUCGAACAGCAAUGCCAAUAGCAUAUACUCCGAAUCAGCUUUGACCGGAUCGCAGUACAGUUCUUCCCAUAGCACCACUUCGCUGGAUACGGAAGACCAUGCCUCUCGCCCAUUGAAGCCAGGAGUCUAUGUCCCAACCAUCUGCUUCUUCGACCCCGUAACGGAAGACCUCGAUACCGCAACCAUUGCCAGCCAUGCAGUACGUCUUGCCAAAGCUGGCGUCACUGGCCUUACAACUCAAGGUUCCAACGGAGAAGCAGUCCAUCUCACCCACGAAGAACGUCAAACAGUCACUCAAGCCACCCGCACAGCACUUACUGGAGCCGGUUUCCCGCAAAUGCCCAUAUUGGUAGGCUGCGGUACCCAGUCCGUCCGCGAGACUAUCUCAUACUGCCGUGAAGCAUACGCAGCUGGGGGCGACUAUGCGCUUGUCCUGCCACCUUCCUACUACGCACCCCUCUUCUCACCAGCGGCUGCAACCGUAAUCGAAUUCUUCAACUCCGUCGCAGACCAGUCGCCGAUCCCGCUCGUCAUCUACAACUAUCCCGGAGCCGUCUCCGGCAUGGACCUUUCUUCCGACGUGAUCAUCCAACUCUCGGCACACCCGAACAUUGUGGGCGUGAAGCUCACAUGCGGAAAUACAGGAAAGCUGAACAGAAUUGUGGCAGCAACCAAGUCUGUGAAGCCGCACGGUCUUAGUGCGCCUCCUUUCUUGGUGUUGGGCGGUAGUGCAGACUUCACAAUGCAGAGCUUGAUUGGUGGCGGACAUGGCAUACUGGCAGGGCUGGCGAACAUUGCUCCCAAGUCAUGCGUUGAGAUCUUGAGGUUGUACAAGGAUGGCAAGAUUGCUGAGGCCCAGAAGCUGCAGGAGGUUGUUGCGCAGGGCGAUUGGGCGGCUAUUCAAGGAGGAAUUGUUAGCACCAAGGCGGGAAUGGAAAGCUGGCUCGGCUAUGGAGGAUAUGCACGCAGCCCCUUACCACGACCGACCAGCGACGAGAGCGCGAAAUGGAAGGAAGGCUUCAGGGAAUUAGUUGCGAUGGAGAAAACCCCUUUGACGGCACGUUACUUUAUGGCCUAUUAUAUUUUCAUUGACGAGGGCGUCCAGGCGACACUAUCGAAUUUCCUUGUCGGCGGCUAUCUGAAAACCAACAACUUCAUGCGAUGCUUUUUCAACAUAUUCCUUACAUACACCACCACAAAGUCUCGAGCUAGAUAA
Lachnellula hyalina is the source of this 1314-nucleotide messenger RNA. RefSeq names its product putative 4-hydroxy-2-oxoglutarate aldolase, mitochondrial. Bases 1 to 1314 code for a protein of 437 amino acids. The transcript is spliced from 2 exons. Gene Ontology annotation, molecular function: 4-hydroxy-tetrahydrodipicolinate synthase activity. The record is from RefSeq and is a predicted model, not a curated record. NCBI's taxonomy places the organism in Eukaryota, Fungi, Ascomycota, Leotiomycetes, Helotiales, Lachnaceae.